Acanthocheilonema viteae is the source of this 711-nucleotide messenger RNA. The record is from the annotation of a GenBank genome assembly. NCBI's taxonomy places the organism in Eukaryota, Metazoa, Nematoda, Chromadorea, Rhabditida, Onchocercidae.
AUGACGCGUAAAUGCUAUUACUGCAAAGCGGGAAUGCCCGAACUAACUGUAGGCAAUGAAGGUGAUUCACAGUGUGAAAAGUGUAAGAAGAACGAGGAGAAAUAUAAAACAAAGCCGACGAUAUGUAUGUAUUGCCAAUUACAAGCUGCUUUUGUUGCUAACAAAUGUGUUUGGUGUUGUCAUGCUGAGAGAAAGUAUGGAUUACCGGUGCAAUGUUCUCAAUGCCUUCAGAAAUCUGCCUUUGUUCGAGAACCCUCACAAAAGGAUAAACCGCUAUAUUGCCGUUUAUGUACAAUGUCUAGAAAGGCAAUGUUUGGAGAAGCAUAUAGCAGCAUAUCAAAGUCAAAAAAUAGUAGUCAUUCGAAACGCAGAAAACCGAAUUCUUCUGAAAAUAGAGGAGGAAAAAUAUCGAAGCGAAAUGCGAUGACAGAAACAACGCUAGACAGUGCCCAUUCGGAACACAUCUUUGUCAUUCAACAAUAUAAAGACGAAAUUUUAGAACUGCAAAAGAAAUGCUUUGAAAAAGAUAGAAUUAUACUGGAAAGAGACAAGAAGAUUGCAGAAUUGAAUGCUGAAAUAAUAAUGCAGGAGCAACAGGGACGAAUGAAAAUAACCAUGAUGCAAAAGCAGCAUGCCGAAUCGUUGCAGUCACUUCAUGAUCAAAUACGAGCUUUAAACAAACAAGUGCGGCAAUUGCAGAAAGGAUUUUAA